Molecule: messenger RNA, 3264 nt
Organism: Debaryomyces hansenii CBS767
Lineage: Eukaryota; Fungi; Ascomycota; Pichiomycetes; Serinales; Debaryomycetaceae
Gene: SMC5
Product: DNA repair ATPase
Exons: 1
Coding region: 1-3264 (1087 amino acids)
Biological process (GO): double-strand break repair via homologous recombination
Cellular component (GO): Smc5-Smc6 complex
Molecular function (GO): ATP hydrolysis activity; ATP binding
Source: RefSeq, a predicted model, not a curated record
AUGAGUGAUUUUGGGGUUGUGGGGAACUUCAGUGACUAUGUAAAUGAUACAGAUGAACGUGCAUCUAAAAAAAGGCGUUUGAAUUGGGAUGAUGAUAAAUUUAAGCCUGGGUUCAUCUUGAAAGUCAAAGUAAAGAAUUUCACUACGUAUUCGUAUGCAGAGUUUAAUUUGUCACCCACGUUAAAUAUGAUUAUCGGACCUAAUGGUACUGGGAAGAGUACGUUGGUUGCUGCAAUAUGUUUAGGUUUGGGAGGAAAAAUCGAUCUUAUCAAGAGAAAGACCAUGAAAUCAAUGAUUAAGACGGGCCAAGAAGAUAGUACGAUUGAAAUAACGCUAAAAGAUAGUGAACCUGAUGUGUAUUUAGUGAUACAGAGAAAAUUUACUGAAAAGGAAUCUGUGUGGAAAUUGAACGGAGAAAUUUCUGACGAGAAGCUGAUAAAGAAAAUCUGCAAGAAGUUUAACAUUCAGUUAGACAAUCUUUGCCAUUUUUUACCGCAAGAGAGAGUAGCUGAAUUUGCGGGACUAUCGCCCGAAAUGCUACUCCUUGAAACCCAAAGAACACUAGGAUCAGGUCACCUUUUGGCAAUGCACGAGGAUUUGAUCGCAAAGGAUAAUAUGCGUGAAAGCUUGAAAACGGAUAUUGCGUCAAUUGAAGAAAGAUUAAUAAAAUUAACUGAGGAAAAAGAUAGGUUACAGGAAGAAGCUAGAAGGUUUGAAGAAUAUCAGGAAAAGACACAAGAUUUGAUAAACCAUAAAAUGUUGAUUCCUUAUGCCCAGCUCCAAGAUUUAAAAGAACGCCAAAAGCAUAUCAAGAAAGAAAGAGAUCUCGCAAAGAAAAAGUUGGAGAAUUUUAAAUCUAAUACUAGGCCAAUCGAAAUACAAUUACAACAAGCACAACAGGAAUAUGAAGUGCAAAACGGAAAAUUUCAAGAAUCGAAAUCAGCUUAUCAAGAAUUAGUGACAAAAUAUGACAAUAGAAAAGAGGAAAUAAGUAAAAACCUAGAUACUAUUGCUGGCCUUAAGAUGACUAAGACCACAUUAGCGAACAAAAAUGAAAUGAAGAGGGUAGAGUUGGACAAAUUACGUCAAGAGAAAGAAGAAUUAUUAUUGAAAUUAAAUAGUAUGCCGCAAGUAGAUGAAAAUGACUUAUUAAUGAACAAAACUCUCAGAGAUGAGAAGCACGAUGAAAUUAAUGAUUUAGACGCUGAUGUUAACAAUAGCCAAGACAAGUCAGAUUCCUUGCGUAGUCAACUCAGUAAAUUGAAGAAAAAUAUUCAGGAGCAAGAAAAGAAAUCUAGUUCUAACGAUAAAAUUGUUGUCUUAGAAAGUAACGGGAGAUACCGUAGUGACCUUUUAGACAAUGCUUACGGUGCACAUAUGUACUUAAGAGGGCAAGCCGAAUUGAAGGAUCUCUAUUUCGAAGCUCCUGUCGUUUCUUGUGAGAUUAUUAAUAAAAAAUAUGCUAAGUUCGUUGAAAAAGUUAUUGACAACAACACAUUAUUGUCGUUGACUAUACCGUCGCAAGAAGUGUAUGAUAAAAUUUCCCAAGUUCUUUUUUCUAAAUAUAAUGCUCCGUUGAGAAUUACAAAAGAAGUUGCAUACACCAAUCAAAUGAACCAAGCUGAAUUAAACUCAUAUGGAUUUGAAGGAUUUUUGUCUGAUUAUAUAUCGGGACCCAAAGAUGUUUUGAACAUGUUAAAUGUGAUUUCAAAAGUUAACCUUAUUCCAGUUAGUAGUAAGCCUUUAUCGGAUCAACAGUUUAAUAAGUUGUUACAACCGGAUGGGAGAGGUAGAAUUCCCUUCAUGAAAUUUAUCGCCGGUGAUAGCCUCUUCACUGUUUCAAGGUCUAAGUAUGGAUCUAAACAAUAUUUUUAUACCACUGAGCUGGUUUCAGAGGCUCGAUUUUUUGGCUCUACUGGAUUAACUCAAGAAGUUAAAAGACAAAUUAUUGAAAAUAUUGAAAGUAUGACAAGAGAAUAUAGAACAAUAAGAUCGGAAUUAGAAAGAGUGGUGAAUAAUUCGGAGCCUAUCAAGAUGAAACGCCUUUCUGUCCAGAAAGAAAUAGAUGGUAUAAAAGCGGAAGUUGAUAGAUUACAAAAUCUUAAGAAAGGAAAAGCGAGGUUAGAGACAUUUAUAUUGCAGAAGGAUGAAAGAAUAAAGAAGAUGGAACGUGAUGCAGAGAAAGACUAUACUGAAAAGAUAAAGGUAAUAGAGAAAAAGGUUAAAGAAAAGUAUGAUAACUAUGCAAAAGAUACAUCAGAUCUCUCCAAUAUAAUAGGAAAGUUAACUUCAUCUUCCAUUAAACUUGAUCAAGAUGAAUUUUUAAUACUUCAAACGCAAAAUAGAAUAGUCACCGCAGAGCAACUAAAGAACAACCUUAUGCAAUACAAAGAAUCUUUAGAAAAAGCAUACGAAGAAGCGAAGCGCAAAUAUAAUGAAAUAAAGAAGAGUGAUGCAGCACAAAAAAUUAGAGAGCAGAAUGCAUCUUAUACAGAUGUACAGCGGGAGGUUUUAUCCCAUUUAGCAGGAACGUAUAUGGAUAGUAAUACUUUAACUGAAAAGAAUAUAAGAGAGAAAAUACAACUUCUUGAGGAUGAAAGAGCUUUGAUGUCAACGGCAGAUCAAAGCUCUAUAGAAACGUUGAAAAAUAAACUAUAUGAAAUUGAAGUUUCCGAAAGAGAAUUGCCAAACCUAAGAAAUAAGAAAGAGCAGCUUGAUGAGAGAAUUGAUAAAAUUUAUGAUCAGUGGGAACCAGAGUUGUCAAAUUUGGUAUUGAAAAUUUCAAAAGCAUUUCAAAAAAAGUUUACUACUGUCGCAAGUGACGGUCAAGUUGAAUUAGCGAAAGAACAGAGAUUCAAAGAUUGGAAGUUACAAAUCUUAGUCAAGUUUCGAGAGAAUUCUGACCUAAAGGUUUUAGACCACCAGUCUCAAUCAGGAGGGGAGAGAGCGGUUUCCACUAUAUUUUAUAUCAUGUCAUUACAAGGUUUAACGGAUGCCCCAUUCAGGAUAGUUGAUGAAAUUAACCAAGGUAUGGAUCCAAGAAAUGAAAAAAUGGCUCAUAAGUAUUUAGUUCAUACAGCUUGUCAGAAUAACAAAUCCCAAUAUUUCUUGGUAACUCCAAAGUUGUUAACAGGACUUUAUUAUCACCCUGACAUGGUUAUACAUUGUAUUUAUACUGGCCCUCUCAUCGAUGCUGUUGAAAAAGACUCCGAUAAGCCGGAUUUUAUGGAUUUGACAAGAAGUGCAUUAGUUGCAGUCACGUAG